AUGAAUAAAGUGUUAUCCUGUGGAAAACCUCAGCUGGUAGACAUUCAGGAUACCAGUCAUCGGGUGUGGAUCCUUCAGGACAAGACACUGAUAGCAGUCCCAAGGAAGCAUCUUACGACUCCAGCCACUAUUGCCUUAAUCUCAUGCCGACAUGUGGAGACCCUUAAGAAAGACAGAGGGAACUCCGUUUACCUGGGACUGGAGAAGCCAAAGCUCUGUGUGUUCUGUGAGAAGGUUGAGGAACAGCCCACACUGCAGCUUAAGGAACAAAACAUAAUGGAUUUGUACCACCAGCCCAAGCCUGUGGAACCCUUUCUCUUCUACCACAACCAGAGUGGCAGGAACUCCACCUUUGAGUCCGUGGCUUUUCCUGGCUGGUUCAUUGCUGUCAGCUCCCAAGGAGGCAGUCCUCUGAUUCUUACCCAAGAACUGGGAAAAGUCAACACCACUGACUUUGGCAUAACUAUGCAUUAA
This is a messenger RNA of Carlito syrichta (Philippine tarsier), 474 nucleotides long. RefSeq names its product interleukin-36 alpha-like. The record is from RefSeq and is a predicted model, not a curated record. Gene Ontology annotation, biological process: cytokine-mediated signaling pathway; cellular response to lipopolysaccharide; positive regulation of gene expression. Lineage: Eukaryota; Metazoa; Chordata; Mammalia; Primates; Tarsiidae. Bases 1 to 474 code for a protein of 157 amino acids. Gene Ontology annotation, molecular function: cytokine activity. The transcript is spliced from 4 exons.